AGAUGCGUGUGGCUCACACAAUCUUUCUGCCUCCUACUGAGAACUCUUCCUGUCACUUCCAUUCUUCUGAGGAAACACUGUCUUGCAAGCCCUGCAUAAUGUGCAACAAGUUUGUGGGAAGCUGGAAACUUGUCUCUAGUGAAAACUUUGAUGACUACAUGAAAGAACUGGGGGUGGGGUUGGCCACCAGAAAACUUGGCAGCUUGGCCAAACCCAAAGUCAUCAUCAGCAUGAAGGGUGAUGAAGUAACAAUCAGAACUGAAAGCACCUUCAAAAAUACACAGAUCACUUUCAAGUUGGGGCAGGAAUUUCAAGAAACCACUGCAGAUGACAGGAAAACAAAGACUGUUGUAACCUUAGAAAAAGGUGCAUUGGUUCAAAUGCAGAAGUGGAAUGGCAAAGAAUCAACAAUAAGGAGGAAACUAGUUGAUGGGAAAAUGGUGGUGGAAUGCACCAUGAAAGGUGUCACCUGUACAAGAGUCUAUGAGAAGAUGUGAGGAAUCUCCAAGCCCCUACUCAACUGAAUCUAGUUUGUCCAAUCCACAUUAUUUCUGUGGGGAAGCGGUGGAGCUAAACAUCAUGCCAUUUCCCCCCUCAAUUCAUUUUACUAUAGAGCAACUAAGCUGUAAACAUAGAUUUAGAAACGGCUAUGUAAGCAAAUGUGGAAGUAUUUGUGAUUCAAUAAAUGCUUACCGCUAUCCGA
Messenger RNA from Podarcis raffonei (Aeolian wall lizard), 703 nucleotides. RefSeq names its product myelin P2 protein-like. Lineage: Eukaryota; Metazoa; Chordata; Lepidosauria; Squamata; Lacertidae. The coding region runs from base 3 to 497 and encodes 164 amino acids. The record is from RefSeq and is a predicted model, not a curated record. Gene Ontology annotation, cellular component: nucleus; cytosol. Gene Ontology annotation, molecular function: fatty acid binding. Gene Ontology annotation, biological process: fatty acid transport. The transcript has 4 exons.